This is a messenger RNA of Closterium sp. Yama58-4, 759 nucleotides long. NCBI's taxonomy places the organism in Eukaryota, Viridiplantae, Streptophyta, Zygnematophyceae, Desmidiales, Closteriaceae. The record is from the annotation of a GenBank genome assembly.
AUGAAUUGCUGCAGGCCCUGCAGCACCAACAACAGCGACGGAGGAACGGAGGUCUCCGGCGAGGAUUGGUCCAUCAAAACGAACUUCGAGGCUGAAGCUAACGCUAACGUCAACGCAACCUUCACAAUCUGUGGCAUUCAAGAAAAUGGUGGCUCCGCAAACUCAAUCCCCGCUUCCCGAGCCGCUGCAGCGACGGCCGCCGCCGCCGCCGCCGCCGCCGCGGGGAGCGCCGCCGCCAUCGCCGCGGCCACCGCGUCGCCAACAUGGGAGGACGACCUUCAGGCGCAGAUGCAGGAGUGGUUCCGCGACUCCGAUUGGGUGGACGAGCCGCCGUCGAUCGCGGUCACUAUGGGAUCCGGCGCGGUGUGCCAGCUGGAUUCUACUGCCACCGUGGCGCUUCCGCCAGAUGCGGUAUUUAACGUCAUCCGAGACCCGAAUAAUCGGCGCGUGUUCAAGAAUGUUAAGGUGAGAGCCUCUCGUUCAUCGCUUUCACUCUCUCCACUUCCGCCCAUCACCAAAUUCGCGUCGUCUUCGACUUCCCUUGUUCGACAUCCUAUUCCCGCGUCCUACAAACGCCCAUCCGUGAGCGACGUGCGCGUGUUGCGCGACGACGGCGCAGUGCAGCACGCGGAGAUGAAGAUGACCUUCGUGUGGCGCCUGCCCGCCAUCUCCGGCACUUUCACCGCUCAAGUUCUCAUGAUCCAAGACCGCCCCAACCGCAUGGUGUGUUCUGUCGCUGCGAAUGAAGUCGAUUUGUGA